UCUGACCUGUGUUGUCACGCUUGCACAAAGGAAAAACCAACAGAGCUAAGGUGUACGCUCGUACUAGUUUCUUUUUUAGCCUAUAGUAGUUGCAUGUUCACUAUUGAUAUUCGGGUACUCUAGCGUCGAUGUUCAGAUGUGUAAUACGGUAGAUAAUAUUUACAGACAAUUGUGAGAUAAUUCAUGGCUUGUCUUUGGGUGUAAUACAGAAAGGUCCGUUGAUGAAUACCAAUAUAAAGGAAAUGGUUUUAAGGAAAAGUCUACGAUUUACAGCAGGAGUGUACUUCCUACUUCUCAUAUCAUGUACUUUAGUAUUAUUAGGAAUGAUUGUAAAUAUGCAUAAUAGAGACUGUAGUGAGCAAGUUAUUCUAAAGACAUACGCACUCAUUAAGUCAAUGAGUAACAACAACGCGUAUGAUGGACAAAAAUUAUUAUCACAACUCAUUCAAGAAGACGACAUAUUAUUUCAGAAAAACAGAAAUGUUCUCCGAGAUCUUCCAUUAUUUGCAGAUAAGACAAUUUCCAAGGAACAAAUAGUCAGACCUGGUUUAUUAAACAAAGAAAACAAUCAUAAUAUAGAAAUUAGAUCAAGUGACGAUCUCCAAAAGCUGCCGCCAGGGAAACGUGAUCCACCAAUGAAUGAUGAAACAGCAAAAGUAAUUGACGGUCUCCAAAAGCUGCCGCCAGAGAAACGUGAUCCACCAAAGAAUGAUGAAACAGCAAAAGAAAUAGUACCACCAGAGUUGCCACAAUCAAAACAGGAUGCACCUAAAAAACUUGAUUUUUCCGAUGGGUUAAGGGUAUUUAAAGGUCCAACGGAGGCAUAUCAUGAAAGGGAAAUCAAGGACAUUCCUCCAAUGGAAAAAGUAAAGGAGAACUUACACAAAUCUCUAAACAAACAUAUCAACACAAAGGAACUGACCCGUAUCCGGAAUAAUCUUAUUACGAGUGGUCUAACAUUUGAACGGACAGUAACUACAAAGGUCGAAGAUGAAAAUGAAAAAGAUUCAGAAAUACGUAGGCAAAAGUUUUUAAGCAAGUUAAAAGCUCCAUACGAGUCAUGCGCAGUAGUAGGUAACGGUGGUGUUUUGGAAGAAAGUUACUGCGGAGCAGAGAUCGAUGCACACGACUUUGUAAUGCGGUCAAAUAUGGCACCUAUAGUUGGUUUCGAAGAAGAUGUCGGAAAGAAAGUUAAUUUCAUGACGUUGAAUGGUGAAGGCACAAAGGUUCUCAUAAAAUGCGUGAAAACUUUCAACAAUACUUGUAAACGAGUUUAUCAAAGUAUGAAAACCAUCGAUGAAUCAAUUAUUUGGUUCUCAAAGUAUGGGACUUUGGCUUUAAAAUUCAUGAACCUAAUUAAUCAGCAUUUAAAUUCAACAGUGACACACCCGUCAGAGCCACUAAGUGAAGAAUUAAUGAAAUUUUGGGACAUCACCGAGCACCCGUCAUCCGGACUGUUUCUCUAUUCUAUUGCGGUGCCUAUAUGCAAGACCAUAUCGCUGUACGGUUUCUAUCCGUACAGCAAGUUGCCUAGCGGGAAGCGUAUGAAGUACCAUUAUUACGAAAAUUUUUAUAUUGAAGAUUUCGUUAUGGGGCAUGACCUUCCUAAGGAGUUCAGGUUGUUGAUGAAGCUUAACCGAGCCGGUGCUUUGCGACUAAGGGCAAAACCUUGUUUUUGAAUAAAAUAGUGUAACGUAUAGGGACACGGUGCUAUAUGAGAAGUCUACGGGAUCGAACGAUGUUCUUUAUUUAAAUGUGUUUACAUUUUAGAAUUGAUGUUGUUUCAGUGUUUGUAAAACCGGGUACACGUUCCGUCGGUUGAUGGUCGCACGCGAACAAUCGUAUUUCUCGACGAUCCGCUCUGGCUGCAACUGACAACCAGCAGGCGGCGUCGCGUCGUCAAAAUCCCGCACAUAGUUCGGAUAUGGAUUCGUCGAUUUAGAAUCGGCCAACGAACUGUGCGCUUGGCUUGUAAGAUUCGUAUUCUAGGACCCUGUGUUUGACCGGCUACACACUAACCCCAGCUAUACUAUUCCGUGCCAUACCUUAGCUUGAGACGAGUUUAGGCCCUAUAAAAUUCAAAAUAAAAUCUUUCAAGCGUAUAGAUAAUCAUUGUAGACCAAUACAUCAACUUCAUUAUUGUAAAUUUACAACUAGGAAAAUUAAAACUAGAAUUAUAGUUAUUAUAAACGACCCUAUUUUGUAUGAAAUGUGAUUCAUGGUUUUAGUAAUCAAUGAAAUAUAUAUUGCUUAAUAUGAAUACAAUGUUAAAACAUCAUAGAAUUUUACAGCAGCAAUACCAAUAUUGUGUUGAUUAAUCUUGGUGCUCUCAUGGUAUUAUAAGAAUAAUUUAAUUACUAAGUCCUGUCACCUGUGUACAAUAUUUUAAUUGCUGAUUACGUAAUACUAUAAAUCUGGACAUAAUUUGUGUCGCAUUGUGUUAUGCAAUAAAUUGUAUUGUGAUAUUUGUUUCAAAUUAUAUUUUUAUAUUGUUCAUUUUAACCGCAUCAUUAUUAUUUUAUUUAUUAUUGUUAUUAAAGUGUUUUAUAAAAAUUGAAUAUUUCAAUUUAAUAAAAAAAAUUAUGAAAACAGGUCAUAUUACGAGAAUGUGUUUGAUUUACGUUCCGAAAGAUAUGUUUGACGUUUUUAAUUCAAUUCAUUGUAUUCAGUCUAUCAUAAUGAAUAUAACACAGAUGUAUUUUGAAGCAAAGCGAUUAAAUGAGAACAUAAAAUUAUAGAUAAAAACAUACUUUUAAAAUUUUCCAAACAGUACAGUAAAAAGUAUUAAGAUAUAUUAGUAAAACAUUGUUAUGUUAAGAUACUAAGAGCAUGUAAUUCAUUAAAAUAAUAUAAAAUUAUUGCA
This is a messenger RNA of Anneissia japonica, 2863 nucleotides long. RefSeq names its product alpha-2,8-sialyltransferase 8F-like. Gene Ontology annotation, molecular function: alpha-N-acetylneuraminate alpha-2,8-sialyltransferase activity. Gene Ontology annotation, biological process: N-glycan processing; oligosaccharide metabolic process. The coding region runs from base 222 to 1679 and encodes 485 amino acids. The record is from RefSeq and is a predicted model, not a curated record. The transcript is spliced from 12 exons. Lineage: Eukaryota; Metazoa; Echinodermata; Crinoidea; Comatulida; Comatulidae.